Colletotrichum gloeosporioides is the source of this 2508-nucleotide messenger RNA. RefSeq lists its product as uncharacterized. The record is from RefSeq and is a predicted model, not a curated record. The transcript has 3 exons. The coding region runs from base 1 to 2508 and encodes 835 amino acids. Lineage: Eukaryota; Fungi; Ascomycota; Sordariomycetes; Glomerellales; Glomerellaceae.
AUGGCACACAGUACUAACCAGCGCGACGACGCCUCGGCAUGGGCCGAGCAGCCUGGUGCCCGCGACGGCACCCAGCCGUUCAACCUCUACUACCACCCUGCGGUCGUGGAUGACUUCUAUCUCCCCGACACCGAUGUGCCACGGAACCCUCAGCUGUUGAUCCAGGCUUUCAACGCCGACCUUCCCUCCCUCCCCGACCCGAAGAACCAAGGUCCAGAUCUCGACGCACAGCUCUCAAUUGAACUCCUCAUCGGUGGCGGCUCGUCCUUUGAAAACAAGGACCUCGGCCAUGGCGCCGCCGGCCCGUCAUCACACGGUCUCGCCCGCAGCAUCAGCCAAGCCAGCUCACACGGGAAGGACGACAUCGAGUCGGUGACAUUCAGCCAGAGCGACUUCGCCGAGAGCUUCGGUAACUUCAACCCCCUCAACAGCACCACCACAAGCGUCUCCGAGUACAUCGUGCCGUCCAUAGAGAGCAGCCCCGGCGUUGUCCAGAGACCCUUCCUCAACGUCCGCACAAAUAACGCCAGUCCGUCGCUGAACACGCUGGGAUUCUCGGCCAGCUCUUCGCCUGCCUCCGCUCAUGCGUUUCCCACGAACACUUUCAACUUCCAGACCACGCCGACGAGCGCUCCCCGACAGAGUGUCAGCGCCCUCUCCGCCGGCCUGUCGAGCCACUCCCACCUUCCUAGUCCCGCCUCGCCAUUCUACGAGGACUGGGGCGCUCAAUUCUCAGAAGAUGGAAACGCGGGUCUCAGCCAGUCGUGGAGUGCUACCCUUCCGUCCGGAGACUUUCCAUUGUUCACCGACGGACAGUCUCAGCCUUCGCUGGUCAUCCACCCGCCGGAAGCUACAAACAUGUUUGAAUUCGAGGACUUCAACAUUCCCGGGCCGUCCCCAACCUCCCGAAUGCAUCCCAUCGACCACACUUCCACCAACAGCUUUACGUUCCAGAACACUAGAACGCAGAACUUUCGAGAUAUGAGGCCGUCGGUACCGUUCAACACGACCGAGGACCGCCUGGAGGUCCCGAGACAGAGACCUCGCCGUUCAUCAGAAUACACCCGGCCGGGCAAUCCUCUGUCGUCACAAGGACGGCGAGUACAUAGACCAGUAGACCCUAGAACAAACCGUCCCCGCAGCCACACUGCACUGCCGCCGCCGAACCGAUCAUCCAUAAUACAGUUGCAGCGCGCAAGCCAGGAGCAUAUUACAGCCUCCUCGACAACAACAGCACCUGUACAAAUUCGCUCCCGCUCCAAAAAACCGGAAGCCGUAGCUGCCCCAUUCCCAAGCACAAGCCCAAAGGGCCCCUCGCGCGGACGCCGCAACGGUCCCAUGGAAGCAAAGUCCCGCGAGCAGGCCAAAGAUACCCGCAAUAAGAAGACGGUCUGCAUUCGCUGCAAGUACUCAAAGCAGGGUUGCAGACGGGUCGACAACGCCCCAAACAGCCCCUGCGUCCAGUGUGAAAAGCAUGGCUGCUCUAGCAAGUGGCCGGGCCCCUGCGAGUUGGCCCAUUUCGAGGACUUAGUCCUCUCGAGGUCCUGCAACUACGUCUCUCAGCGCGCCAUCAACCACCUCUCGCUUGACGGGACGCGACGCAUCCGCAUUCCCCUGCAGUGCGUCUUUCCCCUCGACGACGUCAUCGCUGCGCUGAACACCCCCUGCGACUUUGACAUCCGCGUUCACCAGGACAACCGGCCCGUCUACAUCCUCAACCUCCAAAAGUGCCACGAGUAUCUCCUCACCCUGAAGGCUCAGAUCGGCGGCGGCAGGACAGACCGGAGCCCGAGCUCCUUUAUCGACAGGGACCUCGUCCACCUCGACGCGGACUGGGAGGCCUGCAUGGACAAUGUCGUGACCGACGACCCCCUCGCCCUCCUCUGCGCCAUCCACAACAUGCCCUCCCACGCGCGCUACUCUUACGUCUACAAAACCCACGUCCACCUUCCCGAACGCUUCCUGGACCCGGAAUCCCCUUCCGACACCGGCGCUCUCCAGCUCGCUGCCCAGCUCGCCCGCGUCAUCUGUCGCAAGGUCGAGGUCAAGGCCUAUACUUACCUGCAGCGCGCGCUGUACAAGUCCACCGAACCCAAGGUCAAGGAGGAGGAGCUUCUCCCGCUGCUACGUCGGGUGGGUUGCAUUCUUGCCAGCCUGCGAUGGCGUCUCGCGUGGUGGACCGUGAUGCCCGGGAACCCGCCCGAGGCGCGCGACGAGGAUGGGGCGCGGGCCGAGUGUCAGAAACAGGUGUACAAACUCUGCCGCAGGCUUUACUUUCACUAUUGUAGCGCAAGACGGAGGCUGGCCACGUGGUCGACGGUAGACUCGCUCAGGGGCAUGUGGUCGCUGUACCCAGAUACGGACCGCAAGGUGUGGGAUGCUUUCCCUGGGGAUGAGACUGUCGAGGCGUUUAACGAAUGGUUGGCUAAGGGCCAGGGGUUGAUUUACGAGGCCGGGGCGUCGCGGGUGCUUGAGUCCAUGAUGUUGCCCACGUCAGUCUGUUUUUGA